CACCUUGAUUUCUUCGAUUGGGCGCGGUGGUGAGUUGAGAAUGGCAGAGUAAGCAAGUUCUGGGGAAUCCUCUUUCUGAACCCCUUUCAUCUAUCCCACCCUUUGUUGGUGCUUACAUGAGAGGGGCUUCCUUGCAAUUGAAAGGGUGUAUCUCCUUCCAUUGAUUAUCCGAUUAAAUCUGUUUUCAGAGCAUAGAUCACCUUGGUUGUGCUUGGGAUGCUAAACUUUUGGAAAAUUGGGAUUUUGUGGCAGAGAGGAGUUGUAUGUAUUUAGACAGCAAAACAGGAUAACAUUGCAGAUCCAGAGAAGCUUGAGCCCUUUGGCUCCAGAGCUUUUACACUAUAAGUUGAGCAGUUAUAUUUGCAGGAGGGUUGGUGGACUCAAAUUCAGAGAGUUUCUUGGUCUUGAGGCUUUACGAAUUCCAGAAAGGUAUGCUUGUUUCUGAUGCAGCCAGCUCAGUUUGAUAGUGUUCUGCAAAAGAUUACAGAGUUAAAUAAAGCUCUACAAUCUGACCUAGUAGCCAGUUUUCCUAAUAGAAAUACAAGUCGCUUGUUGCUUAUGUUGUUAGAGCUCUUUGCAUUGCCAGAGCUUUAGUAGUGAAAAUAUAGCCUAUUUUGGCCUCUACUAGUGUUUACUUCAGAAUCAAAUAUCAUACAUGAUGCUGCCAGGGCAAACAUUAUUUCAGCAUUUUAGAUCAAUCCUUGCAUCCUAUGGAAAUGGGUUUUCAUUUGUGACCUAAUUGUGUCUCAUGCAUUUUCUGGUUGAUCCGUCUGGCCCGUCCUGGAGACCAGCUGCUUGAUCUUUUUAUAUUUCUACUCUGUUAGUUUCUUUUGUCCCUUUGUAGUUCUCUUGCAUACAAUCUUCUUCAUAAUGUAGUCAUUGAAAUUGUUGUAAAGGAGAAAAAGAAUAUGUCUCUGAUUAGACUUGAGAUAUUCAGACAGGGUGCCACAAGUGAAACUUCACAUUACCCCUCCAGCAGCUCUCAUGUUGACAUUGCUUUGUUGCUAAAAUUGAUGAGAGAUCACAGCCACUUGAAAUGAUGUUUCCAGUGCAUGUGGUGUGGAUAAUCCUUCUGAUCUCAUAACUUCCUAAAUCCUGGUUCUUGCUAAUUGAGUUGGCUGGCAAUUUAUGUUUUAUGAACUUCUCUUUCUCAAUCAAAAGAUGGAUUUAUUGCAAUCUUUUUGAUCUUGUUAACGCUCCACUUUCAUGUUGUCUAAUUAUCUUAUAAGAUUAUUAGCUGUAUCAUAUACCUUUGGAACUCUUUGCCUCUAUAUCCACACUAUAAAUAUAAACCUAAUUGACAA
This is a messenger RNA of Rubroshorea leprosula, 1304 nucleotides long. NCBI's taxonomy places the organism in Eukaryota, Viridiplantae, Streptophyta, Magnoliopsida, Malvales, Dipterocarpaceae. The record is from the annotation of a GenBank genome assembly.